UUUCUACAGAUCUGUGAUUUCAUCGCUCCAAGUCUAACUUCCUCCUUAUCGGAAUCCUCUCUCCCUCUUCUCUCUCUCUCUCUCAUUCUGUAUUCCAAACCCACUGAAAAAGGAACCAUCUUUUUUAUUCCAAACAAAUGAUUUUGCUGCAGAAACUUCCUCAAUCAACGCACUAGUCACCCGCACUUCGUUUUUCUCGCUUCCUCACCUAAAUUCAAAGAUCCCUCACCUUCGCCUUCUUCUUCUUCACAUCUCGCUUGCUGUAACCUCCUCAUCGAUCCAUGCCUAUAAUUCGUAGCUUAAUCCAUGACAUGAGAUCCAGGUCCCGCCGUGGAGUGCAGGACGCUUCCUCAAUGGAGGAGCCUGUCACUGAUGGCUUGAAGCAGAGUUCCUGGGCCCACAUGCCUCAGGAGCUUCUCCGGGAGGUCUUGCUCCGAAUUGAGGACUCCGAGAGUUCUUGGCCGCCGCGCAAGAGUGUGGUGGCCUGCGCUGGAGUGUGCCGGAGUUGGAGGGAGAUCACUAAGGAGAUCGUCAAGCCGCCAGAAGUUUCCGCUAAGAUCACGUUCCCGAUCGCCGUCAAGCAGCCUGGCCCCAGAGAUCAUCUUCUUCAGUGUUUUAUAAAGCGCAACCGCUCUUCCCAAACAUAUUAUUUGUUUCUCAGUUUAAGUAGUGCUCUAGGUGAUGAUGGAAAGUUCCUUUUGGCUGCACGUAAGUGUAGGCGUACAACCUGCACCGAUUAUAUUAUCUCUCUGGACGUGGAUGAUAUGUCAAAUGGAAGCUACACCUAUAUUGGGAAGCUGCGAUCAAAUUUUCUGGGGACGAAGUUCACAAUAUAUGAUGGCCAGCCACCUCAUGCAGGUGCAAAAAUUUCAAAAAGUCGCUCCACUAGGCUGGUGAAUCUGAAGCAAGUUUCACCCAGGGUCCCCACUGGUAACUAUCCAGUGGCCCACAUUUCAUAUGAAUUAAAUGUGUUGGGCUCCAGGGGGCCUAGGAGAAUGAAUUGUGUCAUGGAUUCCAUUCCUGCCUCUGCAGUUGAACCAGGAGGGGUAGCGCCAACGCAGACUGACUUUUCUCUAAGCAGCAUUGAUGUGUUUCCUUCAUUUCCAUUUUUCCGAUCAAAAUCAAAUCAUAUGGAAAAAUCCGAAUCUGGACCCCUGGGUGACAAAAAAGACGGGCUGCUAGUGUUGAAAAACAAAUCUCCAAGGUGGCAUGAACAGCUCCAAUGUUGGUGCUUAAACUUUCAUGGACGUGUGACAGUAGCUUCAGUGAAAAACUUUCAGCUUGUCGCUUCCCCAGAAAAUGGGGUUGCUGGACCAGAACAUGAGAAGAUUAUACUCCAGUUUGGCAAAGUUGGGAAGGAUUUGUUUACGAUGGAUUACCGGUACCCCAUCUCGGCUUUCCAGGCUUUUGCAAUCUGCCUCAGCAGCUUUGAUACCAAGAUCGCUUGUGAAUGAACGUUUCUGAACAGACUUGUUUGAUGACACUGUUGAUGACAUUAUCCAGGUCAGGAUGCUCUCUCUCUCUCUCUGGUGCCUUUUUGCUUGUGAGGCUGUGUGGUAUAUAAAUGAAGGUCACUGGGGACAAAUGCUUGAGGUUAUUGAGAGUUAUUAUUGGAGACUGAAUGUGAAUGAAGGAGAUGCAAUGCAAUGCAAUGAAGGCGCUGUGUCCGUUUGUUCUUCUGGAUUGGAAUUUGACAGAAUUUCCUUGAAUUAGAAUUACGUUUAGAAUUUGUAAUAUUCCAUUUCCUUCUGUAUAUAAUUGAACUCUUAAGUUGUCCUUCAUCUUCUCUCGUCUUGCAAUACAUUGUUGUCUGCUGAGUUUUUUUUCCCCCCGCUCUUGGUAAAUAUCAGUUUCUGAUUUGGAAGAAGG
This is a messenger RNA of Neltuma alba, 1869 nucleotides long. RefSeq names its product tubby-like F-box protein 3. Gene Ontology annotation, molecular function: protein binding. The coding region runs from base 282 to 1454 and encodes 390 amino acids. The record is from RefSeq and is a predicted model, not a curated record. The transcript has 6 exons. NCBI's taxonomy places the organism in Eukaryota, Viridiplantae, Streptophyta, Magnoliopsida, Fabales, Fabaceae.